AUGCUCGGGCCAUUUCAGUUUGUGAAGAUCGCUGGGCCAUUCUUGUUCAUCAUCUGGUCGAUCUGGUAUCUGGGAAUCUCACGCCAGCAGGUUCAUGAGCUCGCUCGAAACUUCCGCACGCAGAGGGACCUUUUUGUCGCCGACUUUCUCGAACACGAAAUUGAUGGAAAAUUCAAUGGAUCGGCCAUCACCAACCUCUGCAUGAGCAAAAAAUGGUCGCCCGGCUUGGUUAUGAGCUGCGAUGCCGUACAUGCUGGUAUCGGUGUCGUACGCAAUGCAUAUCUGCAUUGCAUACGCUUUGCCAUUGAGACAGGAGCUGAGCUGAUUCUACCCCAAAUCACACCUCGCUCGCCAGAAAACCUACAAGAUAUUGUGUCGAAGCCCGGGGUGCCCAUCGACUACUUCUUCGACUCCGAUCACCUCCAUCAUGUCCUCUCCACAUACUGCCCUCAGAUGAAGGUUUACGAGUCGCUGGACGAACUCUACGACGUCCCCGGUGUUAUGAAUGCCUUCGCAUUCGAUAUGGGCGUCUUUGUCAAAGAAUGGGUCAAUGGCACUGUCCUAGCGAAUCCCAAGGGCUGGAACAAAAGUUUCCGCGACUGGUUGGACACGCAGUCGCCGCCGGCAACAAGGGAGUAUCCUCUCCGCGUCCACCUGAAGCACACGCUCUGGGUGUGGCCAACGGCAAAUGACACUGCCGCGGUGGCCUCAUCCUUUGGACGUAUUCUGCGUAUUCGGCAAGAUGCUCGACGGCUCGCCGCAUCGGCGCUCUUCUCACUUGCGCACCGUUUCAGGCUUAAUCUCGACCCGCGCACGCGGUACCACCCGGAGAGCUUCGUCGGGAUUCACUUGCGCACCGAGGAAGACAUUACCGGAGGGGGCUUUCCAGAUUAUAUCACGCAGGCUGCGGAUUACUUCCACUUCCUGUCGGACUGCAGCGCCCCUGUUGCUUACCUUGCAUCCGGGGCGACCGAUGCCAACGUCACGGCCUUUGCAGAACGUGCCGAAGAUUUCAAUGUAACGGUCGUCACCAAGGGCGACAUUCUUGAUGCGCAGGAGAUGAAGGAGCUGGAAGCGUUCACGUGGGAUCAACGCAGUCUGGUGGACUACGAGAUCAUGCUCCGGGCCGGGCUGGUGGCAGGCAUCGGCAAGAGCAGCUUUGCGUGGAAUCUGGCACUGCGGCGGUCAUAUGCCUUCGGAGACGGCCCUCAGGCGGUACCGCAUCCGCUCGGGGAUACAAUUGCUUGGAAAGACGAGUUCACGACGCUGUACGGGAAACAUGAAGCUCGCGAGGACGCCAUGAGGUCGACGAUAUGGCCAUGA
Molecule: messenger RNA, 1323 nt
Organism: Colletotrichum siamense
Lineage: Eukaryota; Fungi; Ascomycota; Sordariomycetes; Glomerellales; Glomerellaceae
Exons: 2
Coding region: 1-1323 (440 amino acids)
Source: RefSeq, a predicted model, not a curated record